Messenger RNA from Stomoxys calcitrans (stable fly), 1603 nucleotides. RefSeq names its product 5'-AMP-activated protein kinase subunit beta-1 (gene alc). Gene Ontology annotation, biological process: signal transduction. NCBI's taxonomy places the organism in Eukaryota, Metazoa, Arthropoda, Insecta, Diptera, Muscidae. Gene Ontology annotation, molecular function: protein kinase binding. The record is from RefSeq and is a predicted model, not a curated record. The transcript is spliced from 3 exons. Gene Ontology annotation, cellular component: cytoplasm; nucleotide-activated protein kinase complex; nucleus. The coding region runs from base 247 to 1254 and encodes 335 amino acids.
UAUACAGCUGUUUGCGUGACAUUGAAAUAAAAUCCAAUGCAAUUGAGACGACAAUAACUUUUGUAAGAACUCCUAAAAAACGUAAUAGACACAAUUGAGAUUUGUAAAUAGUGAAGCUGCCAACGAAAAUAAGAAGUGCCAAAGAAUAUAUUUCGUCCAAAUGAUUUUUUACAAAUAGCAAAUUGAAAUUGUAUUGCUUUUAUAAUUUUCAAGAAACACAACAAAGAAAAAGGUUCCUAUUCCAGCAUGGGCAAUGCAGGCAGUUCUAGUAUGCACAGGGAGCGUCACAAGUCUAGUGACCUCUCUACACCCAAUUCACCUUUUCAGCGUGGCGGGGAUGUGGGUGCUGCAGCCGUAAGUGGUGGUCAGGCAUUCACGUUUGAUAAAAAACGCGAUUCAGUAUUGCAGGGCGGUUCGUCACAAGAAGACGACGAGACAACAUCCGAACCGUACUACACGAAGAUAGGCAAAACAACAAACGAACAAAGUGCUGCUUCUGCCGACCCUGAGUUCAGUACAACUGAAUCGCGCAUACGCUCUAGUACCAUAACAGAGGGAACUAACGCCACAAAGGAAGAGAUGAUGACUUCACAGCCAAGUGAGUCCAAUACCAAUGACAAAGAUGACGAAACCCUAAAGGUCCAGGAAGGUAGCGAUGAUUUGGAUCCGCAAGAUUUAAAGAAUCCCUCGCUGCCCACUGUCUUAAGGUGGGAUGGGGGUGGCCAUAAUGUUAUGAUCUGUGGCACGUUCACCAAAUGGAAGCCAAUACCUAUGGUUCGAAGCCAUGGCAACUUUGUGACAAUUAUUGAUUUGCCCGAAGGAGAUCACCAUUACAAAUUUUUCGUCGAUGGAGAAUGGAAACAUGAUCCAAAAUUGAAAAGUGUUGAAAACGAUUCUGGCGAGACCACAAAUUUAGUAUCAGUACGCCAAUCAGACUUUGAAGUAUUUCAAGCCUUGGCCAAAGACAGUGAGAAUGCUGUGAAUAAUGCUGACAAAGAAUAUUCUCAGGAAGUUCCACAGACAAAGCCAUGGGAAAAAGUAUCCGGUCCACCAAUAUUGCCACCGCAUUUGUUGCAGGUUAUAUUGAACAAAGAUACACCACUAUCGUGUGAGCCUACAUUGUUGCCUGAACCCAAUCAUGUAAUGUUGAACCAUUUAUAUGCUCUUUCAAUUAAGGAUGGUGUAAUGGUCCUAAGUGCCACACACCGUUAUCGCAAGAAAUAUGUCACCACAUUGUUGUACAAGCCCAUUUAAGUUUUUAAAGUGGUUAUGGCUAUUGCUUACCACAGGAAGAUAAUGCUUCAGUUAUUAUUAUACAAUUUCAACAUACAUGUAUACCCAGAUAACAAUAACUAACAAAUUUAUAUAUUCUUAUUAACUAUUGAUGUAUGUAUGUAAGUAAACAGUAAUUAUAAGAAAAAAUCGAACUGCAAUUAUAAAUUUUGCUCCCUAUUUUCUAAGCUAAUUUUGAUGGUCACAAGUUUUUUGAUUCGAUAUUCUAGAUUUUCUUAAAAUCAGAUUCAGCUGUUAAUGUUCGAAUUAUGACGUAGAUAUAUUUUGUCCUCCAAUACUGUUUAAAUAAAUUUUUGUUUUUCUUUAACAA